Mesorhabditis belari is the source of this 312-nucleotide messenger RNA. The record is from the annotation of a GenBank genome assembly. Lineage: Eukaryota; Metazoa; Nematoda; Chromadorea; Rhabditida; Rhabditidae.
AUGAUUGUGGCCAACAUCAUUGCCACAUUUUACUAUGAUUAUGAAAGUGAAAGUUUAAUCAAUCCGCUUGUGUUGAACGAAUGGAGUCCGGCAUACCUUGUUGACUCGCUGUGUCAAGUACAACUCAACAAGGAAUUCCAGACGACCGAUUGGCGUGUUAGACCACUCCCCGAAGAAAUGAUGCACUACGCCCGGGAGGACACUCACUAUUUACUCUACUGCUAUGAUCUGCUACGGGAAAGACUUUUUCAGUCUGGAAACGAAAGGACGAACAAUUUACUGGAAGACGUUUACAGGGACUCCAAGGAGAUU